CAGUAAACACUUAACAUAACAAAUAACAAGCAAAUAGUGACCAAUCAUCUGCUAAUAGGUGCUUAUAAAGGCAAGAAGCUUGUGCUACGUACCGAGAAGGAAGGAGCAGCAAUUGACGAGUUUCGACUUUAUUUCCCACUAUAGCAGCGGAGCAGUGUGAAGGCGAGAAGAGUGAUCGAUGACUUUCUCCGGUGGCGGCAGAGAGCAGCAAAUGGGGCGAGAGCUAGGGCGGCAGGCGGUAGCAGAUGCGGCGAGAGCUAGGGCGGCAGGCGGCAGCAGAUGUUACUUCCCGUGUUUCUGAUUUUCUUGGACAAAACCGCCUAAGCUCGCCAAGGAACGCCCAGACACGCCUUCUCUCCACUAGGCGCAAACUAAGCGCUAUUCCAUACCUACUAAGCGCUACCAGCGCCUUUUACAACGCCUAUGGCCAAGUCAAGGCGAUCCUCCACCGCUUAGCGCCUAAUUGAGCCUAGGCGUGCGCCUAGGCGCGCCUUCUUGAACCCUGCAAAAUACUAUCAACCCUUUUAGUUUCUAAGUUGGGAUCGAGUUUAUUUUAGGUUGGGUUGGGUUGAUUUUGGUUUAGUUUAUUGACACUCUAAAACACAACACCAAACUGCGACCAAGUGUAAUCGCAGUCCGGAAAUGCAGUAAGUGGCAAGCUCUAUUUGUCAACCCGGGGCCUAGAUCUAUUGCCUACUCCAUGUUUAUUUAUUAUCUAUCAAACUAAGUCGAAUGAUUGUGGUUUUAAUUAAAAGCAGUAAGAAAGCAGGAAAUUGUUCGGUUUUCUAAAGCAAGGAAGGAGUCACUCGGGAAUGAGUCUCCCUAGCUUCUUAAUUAGGUCACAGUUGUAAUUACUUUUGGGUUGAUUAACUGUUGAUUAAACUGGGAAGAUCCGACAGUAGAUUGGAAUCUCUUAAGCUGACCAAGCCCUCUCAGUCAAACUACCCGGCAGACGACUAGUCGUCGCCGGGAUAGAAAGCUGAGGCUAUGAACACAGAACUCCACUACUGGAAUUGAAUUCCAAUGCAAAGCACAAAUCGGUUAACUCUUGUAUAACAAAUCUACCACUACCGAUUGAUGAGGCUCUAACAACCUAAUCAGAUUCUAUUUAUCUCAGGUUGCAGCAGAAAUCAAGAAAAGAUGAUCAGACUUCAAUUGACUCAAUGAAUCAUACAACAAUCGAUUAAAAUCAAUCAUUAUAACAAUCUCAAGUCAUUACAAUCAAGAUCCCUAACACAUGGAACUAGGGUUCUUCAUACCCAAGUGAGAGAGGGUUCUACUCCAUAGAGAGAGAGAGAGAGAGAGAGAGAGAGAGAGGAAAACAGAAAUCAGAGUAGUCAUACUCAUAAAGAUGAGGAAAAUCUGCUCUAGGAUGAUGAUCUUCACUCCUAUGAUGAUCUCCAAGCUCGAUUGAUGAACCCCAGCUCCAAAAUCACCUCUAGGAUGUGUUCUUCGCACUUUCUCUCUCUCGGGCUCUGUUUUUCGCUCAAAAACUCGAUUCCCUUUCCUUUGACUUGAAAUUGCCUCAAAAACCCGAUUCUGGGCAAAACACGGUCGAGGGCACGACCGUGUUUUUCUUUUGCUCGGCCGUGCCCUCGUCACGUCUCACGUGUUAAAAACAUUCCCGCGUCGGCCAAAACACGUUCGUGCCUAGAGAAUGACACGACUGUGUUUUGCUUCACUUCCGCCCGUGUUUUGGACUUCGCAGCAGCUCCCAAAAAUCAACCCUCGGCAUAAAUAACACGGUCUAAAACACGACCGUAUUUUUCUUUAGGCCAGCCCGUGUUUUGCUUCUUCAUCAAUUCAGCUCUCGCACUAAAAAAACACUGGCGUGCUCGUUCGUGUACACGACCAUGUUCUUCAGGCCUCCUUCCCGUGUUUUGCCCCCAGCUCGACCGAAUGACCUCCAAACGCCCCGAAUCUCAUGCUUAGCCUUUCCUUCGACGUCUGGGACCUGAAAUAUGACAAAGUAGCACAACCCCGCGUAAAAUGGCCAAAAAUACACGACUACGAGCCGCAAACGGAUAAGAACUAAGGGUGCAAACAUGUGCAAAUACAUCGUUAUCAUUUAUGGUAUGCGAGAUAUUUAAUAUAAUUUCCUAUGACAUAGCUAGGGGUGGAAAUCGGUACGGUAUCAGUAUCCCAAUACCAAAUAUGGAAAAUCCCAAAUACCAAAUUACACCCUAAAAUCAAUCUCAAUCCCUAAAUAAUUUCGAUAUCCCAAACCCAAACCCUAAAUAUUUCGGUAUCCCAAUCGGUAUUAUCGAAUACAAAAUUAAUUAUCUUUCAAAUUAAUUAAAUAUAUAAAUUUGAUUUUAUUGCUUAAUUUUGGGCAAAAGACUAAGCAAAGAGCCCUGAGUUUGCCUAAAGCUAGGAUAUGGAUAUAGAGAAUGAAGGAGAAGUGACAUCUCGAAUGCUUGUCAUUAGUAAUCUUUAAUUUGACAAAUUGAAGGUUGAGAGAUGACUAAUGCUCGUGUUUGCUUUUUUGGUGUUAUGAAAAUAACAAGAGAUUAGGUGAGAGACGAGAGUGACUUAAAUUGGAAAGUCAAAUUUGAGUUGGAUGGGGACUUCUAAGUUGUGAAAUAGUGGUGGAAUGAUCUAUGUAUAAAUAAUUGAUAUUCUUGGUGGUUGAGUGUCGUGUAGCAUGAAUGAGAGAGUCUAGUUGAGAGGAUUAAAUACAUAUUAGCUUAUAUUUCGGUAUUGAUCAGUAUUUCGGUAUAUACCGAUCCCAAUCCAGUAAUCUCUAAUAAUAUAUGACAAUUGAAAUUCAAUCCCAAUCUCAAUCCAAAGAAAUAAUAUGUGUAUUCGAUAAUAUCAAAUAUAGAUAAAUUCGGUACGAUAUUCGGUAUAUCCCAAAUACUUGUACCAAACUUUCAGCCUGGCUGUUGACAUGAUAAUUAUGGAUGAAAAGUGGAUGGAGAUUGACGGUUUGACUGAUUUGUUAGUUAGUGAAAACAUGAAUGACCAAUUUGUUAAAAUAUAAAAGUUAGUGACCGAAUUGCUAAUGACCUUUUAUUCCAUCAGAAUUUUUCCUUUUAUGCCUAUGGCAUAAUGUUUCCAUUUAUAAACCAUUGCCAAAUUCAGAAACGAUCGCAACCAUCCCAUAGCCAAAAAUGUCGAAAACAGAGCAACUGAACCCAACGCCCGCCGACGAACGAAUCAAGCAGUUGGUCUCAACGUUGCCCACAAAACCAGACUGCAAUUCCACCAACAAUCUUCUCUACCAAUACCAAGGAUUUUGGUACCACCAAUUUUACCUUGAACACCUAAUCGCAGCUCAAACCCACUUCACCCCUGAACCCAACACCACCAUCCUCUGCAGCUACCCGAAAACCGGCACCACAUGGCUCAAGGCCCUCUCUUUCGCCAUAAUCACAAGAACCCACUACACGCCCUCUCAAUCCCCUCUCCUCUCCCGUUUCCCCCACGAUUGCGUCCCUUUCUUCGAGCUCACCCCUUCGGCGGCUCGAAACAAGUCGCUCGUCGCGACCCACAUCCCCUGCACUUCCUUGCCGGCCGCCGCCGCGGCUUCCGGCUGCAAGCUUGCUUACAUCUGCCGAGAUCCCAAGGACGUGGUGGUUUCUCUGUGGCAGUUCCAGAGAAAACAGAAGAAGGAGGACGACGACGAUGGCGAUGCCGCCAUGGGGAUCGAAGAGGCUUUCGAGCAGUUCUGUGAAGGCAAUUCCGUUGCCGGGCCGUACUGGGACCAUGUUCUCGGGUACUGGAGGGCGAGUUUGGAGUUCCCUGAGAGGGUUUUGUUUGUGAGAUACGAGGAAUUGAAGAGGGAAACGGAGAGGUGCGUGAAAGCAUUGGCGGAUUUUUUGGGUUGUGGGUUUAGCUUGGAGGAAGAGAAACAGGGGAUUGUGCAGGGGAUUAUUGAUCUGUGCAGCAUAGAGAGCUUGAAGGGAUUGGAUGUGACCAAGAAUGGCCGUUUCGCUCCGACGGAGAGCAUGCCGUAUACUAUACAUAACAGAUCGUUUUACAGGAAGGGGGAGGUUGGGGAUUGGAGGAAUUUUUUAACAGAGGAGAUGGGAGCUCGUUUGGAUAAGAUUAUGGCGGAUCGGUUUGCUGGGUCUGGGUUGGAACUCUGGUUUUCUGCUUCAAAUUAAGAAACGACUAAUUGAGCUGUGUUGCGUUUUUCUCUGGGCAAUUUAUAUGUGAUAUCAUGGCAUUAUAUUGUUUGAUGAUGCUCUGAUCAUCUAUUUUGUGUUUGUUACUUUGUUUCCACUUAAUUCUGGACAAUUUGUACUAAACUGAAUGAUAUUUUUUUCUGAAAUUUGAGGGAAAACAUUAAUUAAUUAUUAUUAAAUUAAUUAAACUCUUACAAGAACAAGUUCGAAAACAUUGUUUCAUACCGUCACAUCAUCAAAAGUGACUAUUUCGAAAUUAAAGGAAUGUUUGGGUGCUUGUUUGGAAAUUUAGUAGAUGUUUUUUGAUUUGUUUUUUCUUUCUCUCUUCCUAGCCACACACUAUUCUUCUUUCUUUCUCUCCUUAACCGGGACGCAUUAAACACUGUUUCAUAGAGCCACAUCAUCAAAAGUGACUAUUUCGAAAUUAAAGGAAAGUUUGGGUGCUUGUUUGGAAAUUUAGUAGAUGCUUUUUGAUUUGUUUUUUCUUUCUCUCUUCCUAGCCACACAAGUAUUAUUCUCUCUUUCUCUCCUUAACGGGACGGGACGCGUUAGGAUGAUUACUCAAAAUUGAGUAAUCACCAUGGCUACUAAAAUCUAGACCCUUCAUUAUCUAUAUUUUACUCUAAUUUUAAAUUGACGGUGAAGAUUAGAGUAAGGGUAAUUUUGAGAAUAAAAAAAAUACCAUACCUGAUUUCUAUCCUUUAAAAAAUUAAUUUCUAUAUAUUAUACCUAAACCUACUCCAACCCUAUUCUAUAUCACCGUCAACACCUAUCAUUCCCUCUCACUGCCGGCAGCCACCCUCCCUCCGGCUACCCUCGCCCACCUUUGCGGGCAACCUCUCUCUCUCUCUCUCUCUCUCUCUCUCUCUCUCUCUCUCUCUCUCUCUCUCUCACAUAGAUGGCGGUAGAGGGGUUAGAUGGUGAUGCCGACAAUCUGCUCCGGCCUAGGCCAGCCUUCCCCCACCCUCUCUCUCCUAACCUCCUGAUCCCCCCUCUCUCUAUAUUUGCUUCGGCCAACCUUCCACAUGCCUGCUUGUGCCAGUUGAGGAUUGGUAUGUAUUUUUGAGGGAUUGGUAUAUAUAUUUGUUUUUUGUAUUGUUUUGUUUUGGUAUUGAUUUUUCGCAUUGGUAUUAUUUUGUCGCAAUUAUAUUGUUUUUAUCGUAUUGGUAUUGAUUCUGUCGCAAUGGUAUUAUUAUUGUCGCAAUGGUAUUGUUUUUGUCGCAUUGGUAUUGAUUUUGUCGCAAUGGUAUUAUUUUUAUCGCAUUGGUAUUGUUUUUGUCGCAUUGGUAUUGGUGUUUUUGUAGCAAUGGUAUUAUUUUUGUCGCAUUGGUAUUGAUUUUGUCGCAAUGGUAUUAUUUUUGUCGCAUUGGUAUUGGUGUUUUUGUGAAAUGGUAGUGUUUUCAUUUCUCGAAUGGUAUUGGUGUUUUGUGCAAUGGUAGUGUUUUGUAAUGGAUUAUUAUUGUUUUAUUGUUGCAGUGGUAUUAGUUCGACAAAACGAAAUCCAUAGAAAGAUUGAGAAAAAGAAGGAAGAGGCAUCCUGAAGAUUGUGGAAGUGAGAGAAAGAGAGAGAAAAUUAUAGUUAAUAUAAUUUUGUAAUUUCCUAAAAUGUAAUUUAUUAAAAAAGGUAAUUAAUAAAUUUUUUGUCAUACCCAAUCAAUCCUUAGUAACCAC
This is a messenger RNA of Linum trigynum, 5801 nucleotides long. The record is from the annotation of a GenBank genome assembly. NCBI's taxonomy places the organism in Eukaryota, Viridiplantae, Streptophyta, Magnoliopsida, Malpighiales, Linaceae.